GGAACGCAAAUGCUAGGAUGACCUCAGCGUAUCUAAAGCUCACUGCGGACUAGUGCGACAAAUACUACAGCCACGUGGUCCGGACGGAAAUCAACGAUAUGCAGAGAUGCAGACUUUCUAUUCCAUCAGAUAGCUAGGAUAACCCGCGUGUUCUCACACUUUUAGUCCGCCCUGCGUAGGCUGAUAGAUGAUCAGGGAGGGUCUGAAAAGCGGAAAGGGACGUGUACCUCUGGGGUUCACAGUCUUUGUUGUUCUUGCGCUUGCCUCCGUCCUGGGACAGGAGGCGAUCCGACUUCCAGACGACCAUGGUAUAAGGUCGGGAAUAUCGGUAGGAUCUGCUCUGAAUGCGCGUGGAUGGGGAUUGGAUAGGGGAUUGGAUAGGGGAUUGGAUAGGGGAUUGGAUAGGGAGGUUCGCGUUGAAAGCGAUGCAGAGUCAUCUCGGGAUUUACAACAUUACCACAGUGAAACUGCCACAGUCAGAUACAAGAAGAUCGCAUAUAGAUCUUUAUGAUAUGUGCGUGUCCAGUCCACUGGUCUGGGCUGUGCUACCAUGAUGUGAGAUUCAAGGCCCACGAGGGUAAGCAGAU
Aspergillus candidus is the source of this 587-nucleotide messenger RNA. RefSeq lists its product as uncharacterized. Bases 188 to 511 code for a protein of 107 amino acids. The record is from RefSeq and is a predicted model, not a curated record. NCBI's taxonomy places the organism in Eukaryota, Fungi, Ascomycota, Eurotiomycetes, Eurotiales, Aspergillaceae. The transcript has 2 exons.